AUGCGUUUAUUAUCUGAGGAAUUGCUAUCUUAUUUCCGCCUGAGCUAUCUUACUCCUGAGACGCCUCAUUCCCUUGCUGAGGUCUUAACUCAUUCUUCAGAAGUUCAACCUCUUCCUAUAAGUGACAUGGAGAUAAUGAGGCGCGGUCGAGUUAUUUUAGAAAGGAGAUCGCUCCCCUACUCGUCUUUGACCUCUGUCGGUGUGGCUUCCCCUGCAAAUCCUCGACCCCGUCUUCCUCGCAGAGUCUCCUCUACUGUCCAACAUGCCUCCUUUCCUCGCCCUACUCAUCCCCGGUCUGCACCUUCAUCCCGGACGACCGCCCCUGUUCGUCCACGAGCCCCGCCUACUGCUCAGCCCUUCACCCCGACGCCCCUUCAGUCAAUUGAUCCUUUCCGACCGACCUCUAGCCCUGGUCGUGGCCGCGGUCGCAGAUCUGCCAACGCCCCCAAUGUCAGCCCUGCCUUCAGAGAAGCUUCUCAGGCAGCUCGUCGGGCUCGUUCUAGACUUCGCCGUAGAGCCCCCAAUCCUAGCCAAGAUUCGGGCCCUUCCGCUGUUCCUCCUCCUCCGCCUCCUGUUACAACCCCGACUCCUGCCCCGGGCCAAGCAGAUGCUUCCCCUGCUCCGCCUGAGGUUCAGGUCGAGUCUCCGUUAGCUCAACCUUCCACUUCGCAACAGCAUCAGAGCACUGAGGCUGGCCCCUCGCAUUGCUCUUCACCAGCCACUUCACCUCCAGAACCUUCUCGGGUGCCUCCCGCAGCUCCUUCUGAGUCAGCUGUUGGGCCUUCCCAACCACCACCACCUGUUCCUCUCUAUUAUCGUACCACUGCUCAUUCUGAGGUUGAGUUACAGUCACGGCAAGAUGUUUCCACUAGCUCCUUGAUAAUGAAAGGUCGCCUGGCCACUUUGUGGGAAGAAAGUAUGCAUCAAAUGAAACUCUUGUUGCCCCCUGCCCAGAUGGAUAGAUUCUCUGAGCUGUAUAUCAAGGCCUGUGCAGAGUCCCUGAUGAUAAACCAGUCCUUCCAGGAUGUUCAUCAUCAAAAUAAGAUGUUGCGAGAUAUAGUAACAGAAUUGGAGCUUCAAUUAAAGGACCCUGCGUAG
Messenger RNA from Zingiber officinale, 1098 nucleotides. Its product is annotated as formin-like protein 6. The coding region runs from base 1 to 1098 and encodes 365 amino acids. The record is from RefSeq and is a predicted model, not a curated record. Lineage: Eukaryota; Viridiplantae; Streptophyta; Magnoliopsida; Zingiberales; Zingiberaceae. The transcript is spliced from 4 exons.